AAUAAACAACACUCACAAAAUUAAAUUAAUCGGAUAAACACGGCUCUCUCUUCUUCUUCUUCAUCAUCAUUUCUUAAUCAAAGUUUCUAUAAUUUGUUUGAAUCAAAUUCAAAGCAGAGAAAGAAGAAGAGGAGAUCAUGAAUCCAGAUUCCGAUUACCCUCAUCUCCCAAACAUCAAGAUCCACCACCCUUCAUCUCCUCGUCACUCUCCCCACCACUCUUCCUCUACUCCUUCCGCCGCUACUCCCACCCCAACCGCCGGUGCUCGCCGUAAGAUCGGUGUCGCCGUUGACCUCUCCGAAGAAAGCGCCUUCGCCGUUCGCUGGGCCGUUGACCAUUACAUCCGUCCCGGUGACGCCGUCGUCAUUCUCCACGUCUCUCCAACCUCCGUUCUCUUCGGCGCCGAUUGGGGACCUCUCCCUCUCCAAACCUCUCCUCCUCCUCCUCCUCCUCCUUCCGCCGUCGAUCCCUUAGCUCAGGCGAAACCUAGCCAAGAAGAUUUCGACGCUUUCACAUCUUCGAAAGUAGCGGAUCUAGCGAAGCCGUUGAAAGAAGCUGGGUUCCCUCAUAAGAUCCAUAUAGUGAAAGAUCACGAUAUGAGAGAGAGGCUUUGUUUAGAGACUGAGAGGCUUAACCUUAGUGCUGUGAUUAUGGGAAGCAGAGGUUUUGGUGCUGAGAAGAAGGGAAGUGAUGGGAAGCUUGGCUCUGUUAGUGAUUAUUGUGUUCACCAUUGUGUUUGUCCUGUUGUUGUGGUUAGAUACCCUGAUGAUCGUGAUGGUCCUUCUCCUCCUGGGAACGUUGGUGGUACUAGGGAAGCUAUUGUCACUGUUAAAUCACGUAGGGAUGAUGAUGAUGAAGAUGAUGACGCUAAGACUUCUGAUGCUGCUGCUGAUCAUCAUGAACACAUCAAAGAUGAGUAAUGCGCCUUAGUAUAUCGUCGGAUUCACCCUCUUCACAGCCAGGUACGAGGAUGGAUGAAACAAAGCUGAUUUGUGCAGAGGAGUGCGUUUGUGUGUAUGUUUGUGCCAUCUUUUGCAAUCAUGAAAAGUCUCUGGAACCUCCUCUGGAUUAUUUAUUCUGAGUCCUUCUUCUUAUAAUUUAUCCAUGUAUGAUUUUCACAUUUAAACUAUGAAAGAGUUGGUAUCGCAGUUGAACUCUUACAGAUUAUGAUCUUUAUCCUCAAUCUAAUUUGA
Molecule: messenger RNA, 1193 nt
Organism: Camelina sativa (false flax)
Lineage: Eukaryota; Viridiplantae; Streptophyta; Magnoliopsida; Brassicales; Brassicaceae
Product: universal stress protein PHOS34
Source: RefSeq, a predicted model, not a curated record